GAUUGAUUGUUGCUACUCGCUUGUCAGUUUGUGGUGCGGAGAUAACUUAUUAUGGAAGUCUCAAAGAACCUGCGCAUUGGUGUCGAUGUCGGCGGCACAAACACCGAUGGAGUUAUCAUCGAUCCUUCCAAAUCCGGUGAACCCGGUAGGGGAAUUGUUGCUUGGCACAAAGCCCCAACAACGGCCGAUCCAAGCCAUGGCAUUUCCAACGCUAUCACCACCAUGUUCGGCUCAGCGUCAGUCGAUCCGGACUCUGUAGCCAGCUUGACGAUAGGAACGACAGCGUUUAUAAAUGCUGUUGUAACUCGCGAUGUUUCACGCCUUUCCUCUGUUGCAGUGCUUCGUCUCUCCGGACCGUUUAGCAAGCAUGCACCACCUUGCGUAGACUGGCCUACCUCCUUGCGCAAGAUUAUCUUAGGUCACUAUGCAUUGGUUCAAGGUGGGUUGCAAGUGGACGGUGACUUGAUUUCUGAUAUCAAGGAACAGGAGAUUGUAGACCAAUGUAAGACUAUCAAGGAAAAGGGUAUUAAGAGCAUCGUUGUGAACGGUGUCUUCAGCCCUAUUGACACAUCUGAGAAGCAGGAAGAGCGGGCAGCAGAGAUCAUCAAGCGCGAACUGGGCGAUCGAGUCGAUAUCGUCCUAAGCAAAACCGUCGCUAAUCUUGGGUUCCUUGAACGUGAGAAUGCAGCUAUCUUGAACGCUUCCAUCUUGGCAUUUGCGCGACGAACAAUUGCCUCUUUCCAAGCUCCUAUCAAGAAGCUCGGACUGAAUUGCCCCGUCUUCAUCACACAAAACGAUGGCACACUUCUGAGCGGCGAGGCGGCGAGUCGCCUACCGAUCCGUACAUUUUCCUCAGGCCCAACAAACAGUAUGCGUGGAGCUGCUUUCCUUGUAGGACAGCAAGAAAAGGCCGAGGCUAUGAUGGUAGUCGAUGUCGGUGGAACGACGACAGACGUAGGUUUGCUGCUUGCGAACGGAUUUCCAAGACAACAAGCAGCAUACUCGGAGCUUUCGGGUGUAAGAAUGAACUUCUCGUAUCCAGAUGUAAAGAGCAUAGGACUGGGUGGUGGAAGUCUGGUCAGGAGGGUGAAUGGGAAGUUACAGGUUGGGCCAGAGUCUGUUGGGUACAAACUGCCAGAGAAGGCGUUAGUCUUCAACGGAGAUGUACCGACAGCUACGGACUACGUUGUGGCUGGCUCGUCAGUUGUCAGCAUAGGUGAGCCGGAGAGGGUAAGAGGGAAGCUUAACGAGAAAGACGUGGCAGAUUUCAAGGCAGAGGUCAAAAAAAUACUUGAACGCAUCAUAGACACGAUGAAGACCUCGCCCGAAGACCUUCCUGUCUUGCUUGUUGGAGGCGGCGCAGUUGUAGCACCUGAUACACUCAAAGGUGCGAGCAGAGUGAUCAAGCCAGAGUGGUCUGGUGUGGCAAACGCAAUUGGUGCCGCGAUGGCUCGAGUCAGUGCUGUAGUCGACACUAUCAAAUCUACCGAGGAGAAGACCACCAAGGAACUACUUGCCGAGAUAUCAGAAGAAGCCAAACAGAGAACAAUUGAAGCAGGAGCUUCUCCAGAGUCAGUUGAAAUUGUCGAGAUAGAAGACUUGCCACUGCCAUAUGUUGCGAAUAAGACCCGCUUUAUUGUAAGAGCAGCUGGCGAUUUCGAUUACUCUCGGUCGAACGACUUUACACAGUCAAAUGUCACCAAAGAAGAGGAUUCUGCGACUGCAUUGAAUGAUGCGCUUGACACCGUUGCUCCAGAGACCACGGAAGACACAUCAGCUGAAGAUGAUGCUAUACUAGAUAUCGAUAUUACAGCAUACAAACCUAAAGUGAUCAACCGAGAAUGGUGGAUCUCGGAGACUGACCUUGGUUGGAUAUCGAUCGGCUGCUACAUCAUGGGAACAGGAGGCGGUGGCUCGCCAUACGCAACUAUGCUACGAGUACGAGGGAUACUCCGUUCUGGUGGAACUGCGCGAGUGGUCAGCCCGGAUGAUCUGAAAGAUGACGAUCUAGUGGGAUCGGGUGGCGGUGCGGGAAGCCCUACGGUAGGCAUCGAGAAGCUAUCUGCUGACGAAAUGAUGGACGCACAAACGCAUCUCUACAAGCUCUUCGAAGGCGGUCGCGCCACGCAUAUCAUCCCUCUUGAGAUAGGGGGUUCAAAUGGGUUGCAAGGCCUCGUCUUGGGCGCAUCAACCAACAUGAACGUACCCUGCGUAGAUGCAGACUGGAUGGGUCGCGCAUAUCCCACUAAGUGGCAAACUACACCAGUCGUCUUUGGAGAGCGCGAGAUCGUCUUUGCACCCGUCUGCAUAGCUGACGGUAACGGGAAUGUGCUGUACAUGCCCACGGCAUCAAGCGAUUUGAAGGUUGAGCAAGUUCUCAGAGCAGCCUUGAGUCAGAUGGGAAGUGCUGUUGGCACCGCCGAUGCGCCUGUCACAGGUGCUGAGACAAGACGCUGGGCAGUCGAACACACAAUCUCUUUAUCGUGGCGUAUUGGUAGAGAAGUCGCACGAGCGAGAAAAGAAAACAGAAUUGACACUGUGGGCGAGUCCAUCAUCAACGCGGUGGGCGGCAAGGAAACAGGCCGUGUUCUGUUCAAAGGCAAGAUUGUGGGCGUCGAGCGCAAGCUCUAUAUGGGCCACGUGUAUGGCGAAGUCAUUGUUGAGGGCAUAGGUGCUGAGUUCUCAGGGAAGAUCAAGAUUCCCUUCAAGAAUGAGAACAUUGCGGUGAUACGGAUACCGGACGGCGAGGAGAGCAAAACUGGGGAAGAAAAAAAUGAGGACGUGUUAGCUAUUGUACCAGAUCUGGUUUCGGUUAUCGAUGCACAGAAUGGAGAGGCGAUCGGUACUCCUGAAUAUCGAUAUGGUUUGCUGGUAUCGGUCAUUGGUAUCACCGCUAGCGAGCGGUGGACAAGUCCAAGGGGCAUCGAGAUAGGAGGACCAAAGUCCUUCGGAUUGAACCAUCUGGAAUACAGACCGCUGGGUAAGUUUGUAAAGCCAGUUAGUGUCAUCGAUGAGUAUGAUGGUGUGGUAUGAAGAAUACAGGCGAUUAGCAGUCGAAAAUAGAUAUCUGAGAACCAGGCAAUGAAGACUUUGGAGUGCAAAAUCCAGUCUACGCGACCUCAGAGUCUGAAGCGUGUUUGCUCCCAGAGUACAGUGGCGAGAUGAUCUUGACCGCUGCCUCAUAGCUCGUAAAAAGAAUUCCGCCGCUGAACACAGUGCGUCCUAGACGCAUAGUUGUGCCCUUCCAGAACCCUUUGACACCGUAAUCGAGAAGAACGCUCUUUAUAGCUUCAAUGGUACUCGUUCCUUUCGCACUUUGGGAUCUUGUUUUGAUAACCUGGAAUGAUGUUGG
Molecule: messenger RNA, 3352 nt
Organism: Dothidotthia symphoricarpi CBS 119687
Lineage: Eukaryota; Fungi; Ascomycota; Dothideomycetes; Pleosporales; Dothidotthiaceae
Product: DUF917-domain-containing protein
Exons: 4
Coding region: 52-3033 (993 amino acids)
Biological process (GO): glutathione metabolic process
Cellular component (GO): cytosol
Molecular function (GO): 5-oxoprolinase (ATP-hydrolyzing) activity
Source: RefSeq, a predicted model, not a curated record